AAUACAAAGAAAGGAAGUGUGGGGGAGACCCUAAGAGAGUUGUUGCAACAAGUUGAUGCUUGGAUGUGACGACAAUGCGCGCCAUGUACUCUGAGCCCUCCAUGUUCUACUUGGCGACGAUCCCAGUGACUUCUACAACACCUGCUUUGUGACAACAAUCGCUGCCUAUUGUCCUGCAAAGAUGCUUCCAGCAACAUGACAAGAGGCCGAUGCCGGUGUCAAAAGAGCAGCAGCGGUUUCAAGUGCAUCCAAGUCGAUUACAGGACGAUGUGCCUCCUUACUUUAAAACGGAGCCGGUGCGGAGUCAGCUGCAUUUGGAGCGCAACCGGCUGGUGCUGACCUGCAUGGCCGAGGGCAGCUGGCCUCUGGAGUUCAAGUGGAUCCACAACAGCACCGAGCUGACCCGCUUCUCUCUGGAGUACAGGUAUCUGAUCCCAUCGUUGGACCGCUCCCAUGCCGGCUUCUACCGUUGCAUUGUGCGGAAUCGCGUGGGAGCGCUGCUGCAGCGUCGCACUGAAGUGCAGGUGGCUUUCAUGGGCAGCUUCGAGGAAGGUGAGCGCGAGCAGUCCAUCUCACAGGGAGAGGGCGCCGUCAUCCCCGCGCCUCGCAUCCGCAGUUUCCCGCAGCCGCAGGUCACGUGGUACCGGGACGGACGCAAGAUCCCGCCGAGCAGUCGCAUUGCCAUCACACUUGACAACACGCUGGUCAUCCUGUCCACCGUGGCGCCAGAUGCCGGCCGCUACUACGUCCAGGCGGUCAACGAUAAGAAUGGCGAGAACAAGACCAGCCAGCCCAUCACGCUCUCGGUGGAGAAUGUCGGAGGCCCGGCGGACCCCAUCGCACCCACCAUAAUCAUCCCGCCAAGGAACACCAGCGUCGUCACGGGAACGUCGGAAGUCACCAUGGAGUGUGUGGCCAACGCCAGGCCUCUCAUCAAGCUGAGCAUCACCUGGCGGAAGAACGGCGUCGUGAUCCGAAGCGGGCUGAGCGACUUCAACCGUCGGCUGACCAUCCUGAGCCCUCUGGUGGCCGACGCCGGCUACUACGAGUGCGAGGCCGUGCUUCGCAGUAGCAGUGUGCCAUCCGUCAGCGCUGGCGCAUACUUGCACGUGCUCGAGCCGCCGCAGUUCAUCAAGGAGCCCGAGAAGCACAUCACGGCUGAGAUGGAGAAGGUGGUGGACAUCCCCUGUCAAGCGCGAGGUGUGCCCCCACCAGACAUCGUGUGGUACAAGGACGCCACGCCCAUCGACCCGGUCAAAACGCCGCGGUAUCGGGUGUUGACCGGCGGCAGCCUGCAGGUCAACGGCCUCCUGCCCGACGACACCGGCAUGUUCCAGUGCUUUGCAAGGAACGCGGCGGGCGAGGUUCAGACCAACACAUAUCUCGCCGUCACCAGUAUCGCUCCCAACAUCACAGCCGGACCCUCCGACAGCACCGUGAUUGACGGGAUGUCCGUCAUCCUGCACUGUGAGACUUCCGGUGCUCCGAGACCAGCUAUCACCUGGCAAAAAGGCGAGCGUGUCCUGGCGAGCGGUUCGGUGCAGCUGCCUCGCUUCACCCUGCUGGAGUCGGGCAGCCUGCUCAUCUCGCCCUCGCACAUCUCCGACGCCGGCACGUAUACCUGCAUGGCCAGCAACUCGCGCGGCAUCGACGAGGCGUCGGCCGACCUCAUUGUCUGGGCUCGAACCCGGAUCACGACGCCCCCGCAGGACCAGAGCAUCAUCAAAGGCACCAAGGCCGCUCUGACCUGCGGUGUCACGCACGAUCCCAGCGUGAAUGUCAGGCACGUGUGGGAGAAAGAGGGCGUGGUCAUCAACGUGCACGCCAUCCCGCGCGUGCAGCAGGACGCCGAUGGCACCCUACACAUCUCGCAGACGUGGUCCGGCGACAUUGGCACCUACACCUGCCGAGUCACCUCGGUCGGUGGCAACGAUUCCCGCAGCGCCCACCUACGCGUUAGGCAGCUGCCUCAUGCGCCCGAGAACCCCGCGGCCGUGCUGAGCAGGUCCGAGCGGCGCGCCAUUGACCUGACCUGGGCCAAGGCCUUCGACGGCAACAGCCCGCUGAUGCGCUAUAUCCUGGAGGUGUCGGAGAACAACGCUCCCUGGGCCAUCCUGCUGGCCAGCAUCGAACCCGAGUCGUCUGCGGUAACUGUCAGUGGCCUGAUCCCGGCGCGCUCCUACCAGUUCCGCCUGUGCGCCGUCAACGACGUGGGCAAGGGCCAGUUCAGCAAGGAGACGGAGCGCGUGUCGUUGCCAGAGGAGCCUCCCAGCGCUCCUCCUCAGAACGUCAUCGCAAGCGGUCGCACCAACCAGUCCAUCAUGAUCCAGUGGCAGCCGCCGCCCGAGAGCCACCAGAACGGCAUCCUGCGGGGCUACACAAUACGAUACCGUCUAACGGGGCUGCCGGUGGACUACCAGAUCAAGAACAUCUCCAGCCCGGACGUGACCACGCUACUGCUGGAGGACCUCAUCAUCUGGACCAACUACGAAAUUGAGGUGGCUGCCUACAACGUGGCGGGCCUGGGCACCUUCAGCCACAAGGUCACAGAGUGGACACUGCAGGGGGUGCCAACCAUCGCCCCGGGCAACGUGCAAGCCGAGGCCGUCAACUCCACGGCGAUCCGCUUCACGUGGACCGCGCCCAACCCGCAGUUCAUCAACGGCAUCAACCAGGGCUACAAGCUGCUGGCAUGGGAGCCCGGCAAGGAGCGCGAGGCGUCGGCGGUGACGGUGCGGCCCAACUUCCAGGACGCCGUGCACGUGGGCUAUGUGACGGGCCUGAAGAAGUUCAGCAACUACUACACCUCGGCACUGUGCUUCACCACACCGGGCGACGGACCCCGCAGCCCUCCCAAACUUGUCAUGACGCACGAAGACAAACCAGGUGCCGUCGGCCACCUAAGCUUCACCGAGAUUCUCGACACAUCGCUCAAAGUCAGCUGGAGCGAACCUAGCGAGAAGAACGGCAUCCUCACAGGCUACCGCAUCUCGUGGGAGGAGUUCAACCGCACCAACACGCGGGUCACCCACUACCUGCCGAGCGUCACCCUGGAGUACCGCGUCACUGGACUCACCGCGCUCACCACGUAUACCAUUGAGGUGGCCGCCAUGACAUCCAAGGGACAAGGCUUGCUGUCAUCCUCCACCAUCUCGUCGGGCGUCCCGCCAGAGCUUCCUGGCCCGCCCACCAACAUCGCCAUCUCCAACAUCGGCCCGCGCUCCGUCAGCCUGCUUUUCAAGCCGGGUUACGACGGCAAGACUUCCAUCUCCCGCUGGCAGGUGGAAGCCCAGGUGGGUGCUGUGGGAGACAAUGAAGACUGGGUGAUGAUCCACCAAGUGUCCAAUCUACCAGACGCUCGCUCCCUGGAGGUUCCUGGCCUCAAUCCGUACACCUUCUACAGGUUCCGUAUGCGUCAGGUGAACAUUGUGGGCAGCAGCCCCCCCAGUCAACCUUCCAGGAAGAUCCAAACGCUUCCUGCCCCUCCGGAUGUUGCCCCGGCCAACAUCACGCUGCGCACCGCCAGUGAGACGAGCCUGUGGUUAAGAUGGAUGCCUCUGCCUGAGUGGGAGUAUAACGGUAAUGCCGAACAGGUGGGCUACAGGGUGGAGUACUCCAAGGCGGGUUCAUCGGGUCGCCCGCUCACCCAAGCCAUCGCCGACCGCUUGGAGAGGGAGUUUACGAUCGAGGACCUGGAGGAAUGGACCGAGUACGAGGUGAGGGUGCAGGCCCUCAAUGGCAUCGGACUUGGACCCUGGAGCCCGCCAAUCAGAGGCCGGACACGGGAGUCGGUGCCAUCCUGCGGACCCACCAACGUGUCGGCCUUAGCCACCACCUCCAGCAGCGUCCUGGUGCGCUGGUCCGAAGUACCCGAGCCGGACCGAAAUGGACUCAUUUUAGGCUACAAGGUGGUGUACAAAGAGAAGGACUCAGACAGCGGCGCCCGGUUCUGGAUGGUGGAGGGCAACGUCACGCACAGCGUCCAGCUGACGGGUCUGGGCAAAUAUGUCCUCUAUGAGAUCCAGGUGCUGGCGUUCACCCGCGUAGGAGACGGACGGCCCAGUUCUCCGGCCAUCUUUCAGAGGACCCUGGACGACGUGCCAGGACCACCGAUGGGCAUCCUGUUCCCGGAGGUGCGCACCACUUGGGUUCGUCUGAUUUGGCAGUCGCCCUCCCAACCCAACGGGAUCAUCCUGGCGUACCAGAUCACGUACCACCUCAACUCCAGCAACGGCAACACCGCCACCGUGGACGUGCUCAACCCCAGCGCCCGCCAGUACACCGUCACCGGCCUCAAAUCUGAGUGCGUCUACGUGUUCCGCAUCACGGCGCAGACGCGCAAGGGCUGGGGCAAGGCUGCUGAGGCGCUGGUGGUCACCACGGAGAAACGAGCUCGCCCGCAGCCCACCAGCCGCCCCGCCGUGCCUCAGAAGGACGUGCGCGCCCGCCGCGUUCUCCUGUCGUGGGAGCCCGGCAGCGACGGCCUCUCGCCUGUGCGCUACUACACCGUGCAGCUCCGCCAGCUCCCCGACAGCAACUGGACCGUGCAUUCGGCUUCCGUCAACCAUGACGCCACCUCCUACGUUGUCUCCAGGCUGAAGCCCUUCACGUCCUAUCAGUUCCGAGUGAAAGCGACCAACGACAUCGGCGACAGCGAAUACAGCGAGGAGAGCGAUGCCAUCACCACUCUGCAGGAUGCGCCGGACGAAGCGCCCGUCAUCUUCUCCGUCACACCACACACCACCACGUCAGUGCUGAUUCGCUGGAAGCCGCCCCCCGAGGAGAGGAUCAAUGGCAUCCUGCUGGGCUUCCACAUCCGCUAUCGGGAGCUGCUGUACGACCGUCUCCGAGGUUACUCCCUCCACGCCAUCAACAGCAUGUCUGCGUGGGCUGACCUCACGGCACCAUACAGCAUCCGCAAUCUGAGCGACGCCUCUCUGACGCAGUUCGAGCUGGACAAGCUGAGCAAGCACAAGCGGUACGAGAUCCGCAUGAGCGUGUACAACGCCGUUGGCGAGGGGCCCAUCAGCCCGCCCCAGGAAGUGUUUGUCGGGGAAGCAGUUCCCACGGCGCCUCCGCAGAACGUGGCCGUUCAGUCCGCCAGUGCCACCCAACUCGACGUCACAUGGGACCCGCCGCCAAUCAGCGCUCAAAAUGGCGACAUCCAAGGUUACAAGGUCUACUUUUGGGAGGCCCAGCGCAAGAACGAGACGGAGCGUCUGCGGACCCUGUUCAUGCCAGAGGGAAGCGUUAAGCUGAAAAACCUGACCGGCUACACCAGCUACAUGAUCAGCGUGGCCCCCUUUAACGCCGCCGGGGACGGACCACGCAGCCCCGCCAUCAGGGGGCGCACUCAACAAGCAGCCCCCAGCGCCCCCAGCUUCAUCCACUUCAGCGAGCUCACCACCUCCUCAGUUAACGUGUCGUGGGGCGAGCCCGCUUUCCCUAACGGCAUCAUCGAGGGCUACCGUCUGGUCUACGAACCCUGCACGCCCAUAGACGAGUCUUCCGCGACCUGUGCCGACUGUCUCCACUCCCCCUCCUCCCCCCCAGGCGUCAGUCGGACCGUCAUGAUGGACGUGAAGGGCAGCGGCCCGCUCUGGCUCAAGCUCAAGGACUUGGCUGACGGCGCCACGUACAACUUCCGCAUUCGCGCCCGGACCUUUGUGUACGGGCCUGAGGUGGAGGCCAACAUCACCACCGGUCCUGGAGAAGGAUCCCCGGGACCUCCCGGAGACCCCUUUAUCACUCGCUAUGGCUCAGCGCUGACCAUCCACUGGACCAGCGGUGACCCGGGACGCGCUCCGAUUACGCGCUACGUCAUCGAAGCCAGGCCUUCUGACGACGGGCUGUGGGACAUCCUGAUCAAGGACAUCCCCAAGGAAGUGACGUCACACACGUUCAACAUGGACAUUCUGAAGCAGGGCGUCAGCUACGACUUCCGAGUGAUCGGCGUGAACGACUACGGUUACGGCGCGCCGAGCCUACCCACUCCUUCCAUAUCAGCCCAAAAAGUGUCCCCCUUCUACGAGGAGUGGUGGUUCUUGGUGGUGGUUGCCCUUGUAGGGCUAAUCUUCAUCCUCCUGCUGGUCUUCAUCCUCAUCAUCCGAGGGCAGAGCAAGAAGUAUGCAAAGAAGUCAGAAUCAGUGUCUCUGUACGUGUGCGCCGCAGGUAACAACGCCAACUGCAAUGCGCUGACGCACGGCGACAUGGUGAGCCUGGACGAGGGUCGCUUCCCCACCCUGGAGUUGAACAACCGCAGGCUGUCCGUCAAGAACUCCUUCUGCCGGAAGAACGGCGUCUACACCAGGUCACCUCCCAGGCCAAGUCCAGGCAGUCUCAACUACUCAGAUGAAGACGUGAGCACAAAGUACAACGACUUAAUCCCUGUGGAGAGCAGCAGCCUGACCGAGAAACCGUCCGAAAUCUCCGACUCGCAGGAGGCGCUGGUGUUUUCAUACGGAACAGGUGGUCUACAUACACUUCCACUGCAUUUGGGCAGCGACAGUGAGUACGAGGUGGACGCCAACCGCCAGAAGACGCAUUCCUUCGUCAACCACUACAUCAGUGACCCCACCUACUACAACUCGUGGCGCCGCCAGCAGAAGGGCAUCUCCCGGGCGCAGGCCUACAGCUACGCCGAGUCGGAGCCGGGCGAGCCGGACCACUGCGCCUCCCCGCCCCAGCUGCCCUCUCUGCCGCCCUUGCCGCCCCAACUCAGCUCGCCCAGCCCCCAACCCCAACCCCAAUCCCAGCCCCAGCAGCAGCAGGCGCAGGGACAGCCACCCGGCCAGGGCAGCCUGUUCAGGCCCAAGGGCAGUCGGACUCCCACCCCGUGCCAGCAGAGCGCCAACCCCCCCGGCCAGCACGCCGCCCUCUACAGGCCCCCUAGCAGUCUGGCUCCCGGCUCGCGGGCCCCCAUCGCAGGCUUCUCAUCUUUUGUGUGAGAAUUGCAGAAAAAGAACAAAGGAAAUUCCUGGAAGUUUCCACGCCGCUUAUUUCCUGAUGGUAUUCCAACACUUUUAGCAACACCUUCAAUUGAGGCUUUCUAAGUGCAAGACACGUGAUGAAGAUACACACUUUUGGUCAGCGUUUUGUUUGCAUGACUUCUUAUUGUUUCUUUCUUUGUUUUGUUUCCACACACUCAAUUGGUACAGGCCCUGAACCUCACGGGAUCUCCCCUUACUCUUUUUAAAUGAGAAUUUCCAGAAAUGCACAAUGGAGAUUUCUGAAAGUGUCCACGUGGAUGUUCGUGUGAUUUGCACUUGUUUAUUUUUAUUUUUUUCAUACUUCUGACACGCCUUCAACUUGUGACUUUCUGCACCACUUUUUGACACACAGUUGUGAUACAUGUAUAUCUGCCACACUUCUUGUUAGCGCUUGUUAGCCUGAGCAUUUUUUUUGUUGUUUUAAGAUCGCCUUUAACUUGAGACUUUUUUUUGGACCCAUGGCCUUUUCCACAUUUUGGAUUUUUUUUUUUCACUUGACUUAACAGUUUUUCAUCUCCCGACACUUUCACAAAAACACCUUCAAUUUGCGACCUUUUGAGACACUUUGAAACCGCUAAACCUUUCAUGAGCGCUAUUUUAGCCACACUUUUUUUUUAAAUUUACGACACUUCAACGUGAGACUUUCUGCAACAGUUUUUGUUUGUGCUUUGUUUGCAAAGCAUCCUUUUUUUUAUUACCAAUACUCCUUCAACUUAAGACUUUUUGCCACAUGACUAUCAUACACUACACUUUGUGUUAGCAUUUUAUUUGCAUGACUUAUCGGGUUUUUUUCUUGUUUGCACACGCUGAAAUGGUACUACCUUUUUAUGUCGUACAAAGUCACAAGAAUCCUUGAAUACACAUAUUGUAUACAUAAAGACAUACUUAUGUAUAUAUAUAGUAUGAUGCUAUAUAUAUUAUAUAUAUGUACCUAGAGGACUAGUCGGUGCUCACUCAGUAUUUAUGGCGACUGGAAUAGUUUCGGGGGGAGAAAAAAGUGCUGUUCAUUGUACAAAAAUUGCAAUUUUUUUGUGUGUAUGUGUGUAAAGAAACAAUCACGUAGCACGUCAAAGAUCAGCUGGACUCAUACUUGUGAGUGACUAAUGAGUUUGUACCUUGAGUCCACAUUCCAACAGAUGCCUUUCAUGCACACGGAUGACAUCUGGCAGGAAACGGCGGACAUUUCCUGGAUGUUUUUGUGGAUAUUCCUACUUGAAAGAGCUUGGGAAUCACUGGCAGUCACUCUAAACCAAACCAAGGAUUUUCUCUGUUUUUUGGACCUUCUCGCUUCCCAUCCCAAUUGAAGAUGUCAUCGAAGCGCCUCGCCAACAAUUAAGCCGCUGUCCUGUCUCCAUUGCUUUGUUCAUGUGUAAGUGCGUGUGUAUGCGUGUUAAUACACGGCCCGAGCUUUACAAAUCAUUCACUGUGUGUGCGUGUGUGAGCGCAACAAACUGUAAACCUGCCGAGACACUUGUAAUGCCACAGUGAAAAAAAAAUCAAAAGGUUAGUUUGUUCGAACAAAGUCAUCGAAAUGUCAUUAUUUUUGUUUAGAGUUAUUUCCUGUGGGGUAAUUUUGUUUUAUUAUGCGAUAAAAGUUUACCAUGCAGAAGAAUGAAUAUAUGAUCGCAGUACAUUUCAAAAAUAAAUUAUUUUUCAAUGUUU
Hippocampus zosterae (dwarf seahorse) is the source of this 8651-nucleotide messenger RNA. It is a transcript of the gene sdk2b, whose product is annotated as sidekick cell adhesion molecule 2b. Gene Ontology annotation, molecular function: protein binding. Bases 210 to 6947 code for a protein of 2245 amino acids. The record is from RefSeq and is a predicted model, not a curated record. The transcript is spliced from 48 exons. Lineage: Eukaryota; Metazoa; Chordata; Actinopteri; Syngnathiformes; Syngnathidae.